Molecule: messenger RNA, 1497 nt
Organism: Prosopis cineraria
Lineage: Eukaryota; Viridiplantae; Streptophyta; Magnoliopsida; Fabales; Fabaceae
Product: transcription factor SPATULA-like
Exons: 6
Coding region: 186-1223 (345 amino acids)
Cellular component (GO): nucleus
Molecular function (GO): protein dimerization activity
Source: RefSeq, a predicted model, not a curated record
ACCCACAGCUAAAUGCAGGCUUAACGAAAAAUGCUUGGGACGCUUCCAUACAACUGCGAGCCAAGAACCCAACAAAGGUACAAAAGAUGAGCGCAGGCGUUUUUGCGCAAUUUGGACAUGAAUCCAAAUCCUUCCUAACCUCCUAAACACUCUCUCUUCCAUCUCUCUCUCCUUUCUUUAUAUCUAUGGCCGAUAUGUACGGUACUCCUCCCUCCCUCCUCACCUCCGUCAUGCCUUCUGAUUCUGAUGAUUUCUCCACCUUCUUCACCCACCUUCUCGAUAACUCGCCCUCCUCUUCCAUCCUUACCAAACCCAAGACCUCGCCGCCGCCAUGGCUCCCCGUGCCGGCGGGGACCGCCGGGUUUGGCCAAUUGGGGUCGGACUCCCCUCACAAAAAUGGCAAGUCUGUUGGUUCUUCGGAUGCAGUCUCCGAUUCUUUCGACUUUUCUGAUCCCUAUGCUUACGUUCCUACUGAUGUGAAAGAGGCUAGUGGAAAUGAGUUCUUUCCGACUGGUGUCGACGAUUCUGAUGAAAAUACCUCCUUCAAAGAACACAGGAUUUCGCCGGAGAUUGAUCCCGGCAAUUUCGUUUGCGCUACCGAGAAGAAUGCUGAGGCGUCGCAGACAAAGCGAGUUCCAGCACGUACUUCCUCAAAGAGGAGCAGAGCUGCAGAGGUUCAUAAUAUGUCUGAAAAGAGGAGGAGGAGUAGGAUUAACGAGAAAAUGAAGGCUUUGCAGAACUUAAUUCCAAAUUCUAACAAGACGGAUAAAGCUUCAAUGUUGGAUGAGGCGAUUGAAUAUUUGAAGCAGCUUCAACUUCAAGUGCAAAUGUUAAUGAUGAGAAAUGGUUUGAGCUUGCAUCCAAUGUGUUUACCAGGAGGACUGCAGUCUAUGGCAACGGCACUGCCUCAGACAGGGUUGAAUAAUUUUGACGAGUCCAACGGAUAUCAGAAUUCUUGCUGCGGAAUUGCCUCGUCCGUAAAUGCUGAAUGCUUGGUGCACCCAGACUUCAGCCUUCCAAAGCAUUGCUGCAUCUCAGACCAGCCUUUGAUCAUGCCCUCGAUGACAAACAUGACCAACCCAGAUAACUCAUCUGGUUUCAAAUUUCACACUGGACUGCUUGACCCUUCUACAUCAUCCAAGGAUGCACUUUCUGAUGGCGCACCACAGCUCCAUUUGGAUACCACAAACAUUGAAAAGAGCGCGUCUUCAGAUGUCUCUUGAGCAGCCUGAUAUCAGGCGUCGAGGAGAUAGAAAGAACUUGGUAAAUUGGAGGCCACCAUUGAACACUAGUUCUUUUUUCGGUUCAAGGACAGUAUAAUCUACAGAAGAACCUCGAAAUUGCUGACCAUGACACGCCAGGUCAAGAUUUUCUUUGUGCGAGCGAUGACAGUUUGACACAACUAUGAGCUCUCCGAGCUUAUCGAAAUGUACAAACUUUCUGUUUAUCGAUGGCAUAGCUAUUGGACCUUGUGGGCACGUUCAGCUUCUUCUGUUA